UUCCAAAGAAGAAGAAGAGGUACACAAACAGUCGAUGGACAUCGAUUUAGCUCAUGAUGGUGGCUUUUGAUGCGUAUGACAAUUUAUUCGCUGUUCAUGUUCUUCUUUGACGGCGAUGAUGAUUUCAGUAAGCUACAUCUUGCUGUGUGGACAACUACUCCUGUUACUUACAGUAAUUCUUUUGCAAUGUUUGGAAGGGAUCCAUUCCCAAAACUCGUCGACCACAGACGCAGCUACCGGUUCAUCUGUUCCUGGUUCGACAGUACUUCCUUUCUCCGACCAGACCCCAGAAACUGUCAAAUAUGAUGUACCAGUUGAACGUACGAAUUACACAGAUGCAUUUGAGUACACGGCUCAGUCACCCGUCGUCCUCUGCAGUUAUUUGCCGGAGGAGUUCAUCUACUGUCAGGACCCUGUAGAUCAUGCUGGGAAUCUUAGCGCAUAUCUGGAGAUGGGCCACGGGUGUGUAGGGUGGGGAGGCCAGACUAAGAAAGAAGUGAACCACACACCGGUUGUCUGCACUGCACUUGAUGAUAUUGAAUGUGCCGGGCCCAGAGAAUUCCUCAGAGGGAACGUACCAUGCAUCAAAUACACAGGCCACUAUUUCAUCACCACUCUGCUGUACUCGUUCUUCCUUGGUUGCUUCGGUGUUGACCGCUUUUGCCUGGGCCACACGGGGACAGCGGUGGGGAAGCUGCUUACACUGGGAGGUUUAGGAAUCUGGUGGUUUGUGGAUCUGAUUCUGCUUAUUACAGGUGGUUUGAUGCCUAGUGAUUAUAGCAACUGGUGCACUUACUACUGAUCAGAAGAGCAAUGCCCCAAAUUGGACAUUCCCAGUUCUAUAUACCACAUGCUUCAGAGAACAGCAAUGUGUUUUCAGGCUGCUUCCAUACUACCCAGCUGCAGUCCUGUAAGCUUACCUGGGGAAACAUCACGAUACCGUUGUACCACUUGUGGUUUCCUCAUGAGAAAAAGAUGCAGUCAUAUGUAUACGUAAGUCAGUCAAAAGACAAGGAAAGAACUACCAUUGAAUCUUCCGUCCAUAAUUUCUGCGAUGCUGAACUACUUGAAUGCAUUUUAAAGUCGCAAAGUGCAGAUGUUAGCAUAACAUAAAUUUUGUAACAAUUUGAUGGAAUAUAUGCACUUUAUUCCAAAGUCAACCGAUGUUGGCCUUCACCUGUGUUGGCUGCAACAAGUAAAUUGAUUCGCAUUGCUGCAAGAUGCACGUCAGUUGGGUUUUUAACUUCAGCUUGACAUCAAAUGAAAACAUAAUAUUGCUCGCAGAGAUGAAAUUUCCAUCUGUGGCAACAUCCGUCAAGUAACAUCAUUUACAACUUCUAAUGACUUGAGACCGACGGUUGCGAGCUUCUUCCCUUGCGGGCAGAUUGCGUUGCCUCACUAUUUUUCCUCAUACAUUUCACCAAACAUGCGGGAAGUACAACUGCAGGGGAAGAUGGCUAAAGUGGUUUCCUCAUCUCCUUUUCUGGUUGUCUGUAAAUUGGUGGCGUUUGAAAAUAAUGUGUUAAAUGUGUCCAACUGAGUUGAGGUGAAGAAAAUGAUAUUCAAGUUCCACUUUCUCUUUUAAGUCAUGUAUUUCUUUCAUGGAACGUAACAAAACGUGAUUGCACAUGUCUUUAGUAGAAAACAUGUUCUAAACUAUCCUAUCCCAGUUAAAAGGGUAAAUUCGUAGCCCUGCAUAAUUUUGGAAUUGUCGUUUGUUACACAUUCAAUCAAGUUGAUGUGAUUGAAUCUGCUUAAGUAUUGGUUUAACAAUGUUUAUUUCUCAAAUACAGUAAUAUAUGUUGGCUAAUUUAUCUAGUAUGAAAUAAUGUAAAUAUAUUGUUGCUGACUAUGUAAAUAUAAAAAUAACUACCCAACUGUUUUAUGUUGGAUUUUUCUCUGUUCUCUACAAUAUUAAAAUAAAGAUUCUUGUACUUCUGUGAA
Molecule: messenger RNA, 1944 nt
Organism: Syngnathus typhle (broad-nosed pipefish)
Lineage: Eukaryota; Metazoa; Chordata; Actinopteri; Syngnathiformes; Syngnathidae
Gene: tm2d2
Product: TM2 domain containing 2
Exons: 4
Coding region: 116-802 (228 amino acids)
Source: RefSeq, a predicted model, not a curated record